AUGGACCCGGAGACGGAGCUUGGCGAAGACAAGGGAGAAUCCGGACGGGUAGCGGCCCGCGACAUGACCUCGCGCGAGGACUCUCUUGAGCGGGAGAAGAGUCACAGCCGACGCAGUGGUCAAAGCCGCGCGUCAAUCACCUCCGACAAUAGCGAUCCAUUGUCGCCUUUAGAAUUGGCGCUCUCACCAGGCGAGGAAACAUUCGAAGAGAUCGCUCGCAUACAAACCACCACCAGUAUUGGGAGUUCGGCGUCGCGCCCGCCGGACUUUGAGGUCGUGUUCGACGACAACGACCCGGAGAAUCCACGGAAUUGGCCGUCGUGGUACCGGGGUUUGAUCGUGUUCUCGAUAUCAUUUACUUCCUGGGUCGUCGUAUUCUAUAGCACGAGCUAUAGCGCUGCUAUCCCUGGUUUGGUGGAUGAGUUUGGCGUCUCUUCGACUAUCGCGACUCUUGGUAUUACAACUUACCUACUUGGCCUCGCGGUGGGCAGUCUGCUCGUCGCACCGGUGAGCGAGCUGUAUGGUCGCCGACCCGUGUACAUUUUCUGCAUGAUAUGCUUCACGCUUCUUGUUAUACCUUGUUGUGUGGCUACCUCAUUGGCCGAAAUUAUAGUCGUCAGGUUCUUCGGAGCACUAUUUGGAUCUUGCAUGGUUAUCAAUAGCGCGGGCACAGUCGUCGAUAUAUCAACUGAACAAACUCGGUGGCUAACAGUGAAACAUGCUAUGAUCCUAAGCUUGUGGUCGAUCGCGCCGUUGAAUGGGCCUGUCACCGGGCCGGUCAUCGGCGGAUUCGUAUACCAGUACCUCGGUUGGCGAUGGGACAAUUGGCUCGUCCUAAUUCUCGCAGGGGUCGGUACGGCCAGUAUGACAUUUCCCAAAGAAACCUAUGCGCCGAUGAUCCUUAAAUCGAAGACGGCACGCAGACGCAAGGAAACUGACGACGAGAGAUGGUGGUGUCGCUACGACGUGAAGCUAUCACCGGUCGCACUUUUGAAAGUCAGCCUGCUACGCCCGUUUGCGCUGUCUUUCACAGAGCCUAUCCUUUGGUUCUUCAAUGUUUGGAUAUCACUCAUAUAUGGAAUCCUCUACUUGUGCUUCGUUGCUUAUCCCAUUGUAUUUUCCGAGCAUCGUGGUUGGAGCCCAGGUAUCUCGGGCCUGGCCUUCGUCGGUAUAGGCAUUGGCACCAUGAUUGCGAUUCUCGGCGAACCAUUUUGGCGCAAGAUCAUUAACUCGCACCCGAAAGACCCCUUGACCGGCAGAGUACCCCCAGAAGCGACCGUGAGGGUGAUGAUCAUCGGAAGUAUUUUAGUGCCUGUAGGACAGUUGGUUUUCAGUUGGACAUGUCUCCCCGGGACAAUUCAUUGGGCGAUCCCUAUCGCCUUCGGAAUCCCUUUCGGGUGCGGGAACGCUCUUUGCUUUAUAUACGCCUCUAACUACUUAGCCGGUUCUUACGGCAUCUAUGCAGCUUCGGCUUUGGCAGGAAACGCUGUCAUGCGUUCUGUUUUCGGCGCUACUCUCCCUCUUGCUGGACCUUCGAUGUACGAAACUCUCACCCCGCAGUGGGCUGGCACGCUUCUCGGCUUGUUAGAGGUGGCGAUGAUCCCAAUUCCUCUCAUUUUCUACAGAUAUGGCGAGAAGAUCCGCUCUAAGAGCCCCGUCAUUCGCCAGAUGAGGGAAGACCAAGAGAAGAACGAGCACCGGGCCGAGAAGGCACAGAGACGGAAAGCGAGACGCGAAGAAAAUGCUGACAUGACAGCGCUGGUGAAGGAAGAUGAUAAUAAAAAAGGCACUGAAGACUUAGAGAAGGGCAUCGCUGGAUCAGGCGUUUUGGAUGCGCCUCCCUUGGCAAAAGAUGAGACAGCUGUGUGA
Messenger RNA from Annulohypoxylon truncatum, 1869 nucleotides. RefSeq names its product polyamine transporter 3. Lineage: Eukaryota; Fungi; Ascomycota; Sordariomycetes; Xylariales; Hypoxylaceae. Gene Ontology annotation, molecular function: transmembrane transporter activity. Gene Ontology annotation, biological process: transmembrane transport. The record is from RefSeq and is a predicted model, not a curated record. The transcript is spliced from 6 exons. The coding region runs from base 1 to 1869 and encodes 622 amino acids.